Erpetoichthys calabaricus (reedfish) is the source of this 2059-nucleotide messenger RNA. It is a transcript of the gene phyh, whose product is annotated as phytanoyl-CoA 2-hydroxylase. Bases 327 to 1322 code for a protein of 331 amino acids. The record is from RefSeq and is a predicted model, not a curated record. The transcript is spliced from 9 exons. Gene Ontology annotation, biological process: fatty acid alpha-oxidation. Gene Ontology annotation, molecular function: phytanoyl-CoA dioxygenase activity. NCBI's taxonomy places the organism in Eukaryota, Metazoa, Chordata, Cladistia, Polypteriformes, Polypteridae.
GCCGCCAUCGGUACCAGUCACUAAGGAUCGACACCGACGUAACAGGAUGCUGUUGGUGGGAGGAAAUACGCCUGAAUACGGGAAGAGAAUGAAAAGUUCUCGUUUAGUGCCUCACAAAGAUAGAAUCGUGGUUCGGGUGUUUUCAUACCCACGUAGCAACGCCACCUCACUAACUUAAUCUUUGGCAGCCGCUGCACUUGCUGUUUUAACCAUUAACCCGUGCUCCUUUGCCGCCUCGGCCAAUCACAGAGCUCCGUAUAAAAAGGUCCUGGAGUCCAGUCGACAAUUAGCCAGACUCCCUUGGAACUUUAAUAAAAUUCUCCACAAUGUCUCGCGCAGCCGAACGACUGAAGAAAAUCGUACAUCACCUGGAGGGGCGAAUCAUUGCCUCCCCAACAAACACUUCUAGAGUAACUGAAGAAUACCCAUUGGAAUUACGCUAUACAUUAGAAAAUGACCUCCUUACUCUUGAGCAGAGACACUUCUAUGAAAAGAAUGGAUUCAUCCUCAUUAAAAAUCUGGUUUCCCAUGAAGAUCUUGAUACAUUCAGAGGUGAAUUUGAAAAGAUUUGCCGAAAGGAAGUGAAUGUCCCUGGACUGAUGAUAAUGAAGGAUAUUACUAUUGCCAGCUCUGAACUGGUACCAGAUCAGAAAGUAAUCACCAAACUGCAACAUUUUCAAGAAGAUCCAGCUCUGUUCAGAUAUUGCUGCCUUCAACAGAUUUUAAAGUAUGUGGAGUGCUUUAUUGGACCCAACAUCAUGGCAAUGCAUACAAUGUUAAUUAACAAGCCACCGGACACAGGGAAGAAAACAUCUCGUCAUCCCUUGCACCAAGAUCUGCACUAUUUUCCUUUUAGACCUGCAGAUUGCAUUGUGUGUGCCUGGACAGCCAUGGAGAAAAUAGAUCGUAAUAAUGGAUGCCUAGUGGUGUUGCCAGGGACCCACAAAGAAAGCCUAAAACAGCAUGAUUACCCUGAAUGGGAGGGAGGUGUAAAUAAAAUGUAUCAUGGAAUUCGUGAUUUUGAUCCUAACCUUCCACGUGUUCAUCUUGUUAUGGAAAAAGGAGACACUGUAUUUUUCCACCCACUGCUAAUCCAUGGAUCUGGAACGAAUCGUACACAAGGGUUCAGAAAGGCUAUUUCUUGUCACUACGCAGCAUCUGACUGCUUUUACAUUAAUGUAAAAGGAACAACUCAAGAAAACAUAGAACAAGAGGUGAAAGAAAUUGCUUACAAGAAAUAUGGACUGGAUGCAACCAUUACACUUCAGGAUACUUGGGCUGUGAAAGGUCGUGUUGUGCAGGGAGAAAGGAUGUCACUGUGAAGAAUGAGCAAGAUGAAAUGAAGUGCUGAGAACUAAUAAUAUAUAUAGUUUUAACCUGAGAUUUGUUUUAAUUAUUUAUAAAUUGUUUAUUUCCCUUAAACAAGGAAUACUAAUUGACGUAACUUCACAAACUACAAUGAUGAUUAUAUUCUAAUUAUUAGUGAAGAACGUUAUGUUUUUUAUAAAAAUGUCUGCAUUCUAAAAUCAAAGGGAAUUUUCAGAAAAAAAGUUUUUAUUUUAUUUUGCAUCCUUGAACUUCUGAUAAGAACCAGCCAGCAAGGCAUGGGCAGCAACCAAUGGUGAAGGGUCCACAUGCUACCCUUAAUUUCUCCCUUGAUUAAACAGUUCCUUUGAAACUGUAAAGAUAUUUAGAAAAACACGAAUGCAGAAUUAUUAAAUCUACACCAAAACUGCCUGUGCAUUUCUUUUCAUGAUCUUCUCUGUAAGACUCAUAGUAAAGGAUCCACUAAUAAUGUGCAUACUGCAGGGAAGCUAUACAAUGGUACUUUCAAAUGUAUCAAUGCAGUACUGAUACUUGCCUGUAAUAAAGAAGCCAUUCUUUUUUCUUCAGUUUUUAGGUUUUAAAGGUGAUUUGAUACUGUACAUCUCUUUGUUUUCUGAACCUGAAAGACAUGCUGUCCAUAGUUACAAAUGAAAAAAUACUGUAACAUAAAUGAUGCCUUCAAAUGAGAUAAUAUAAAUGAAAAUAUUUUAUUAAAUCUUAUGGCUAUAUGUAA